AUUGAGCUCUAUUACAGUUGUGGGAUGUUUUAAUUGCACUUUUUGGGGGGUAAUAUUAGUUACAUUUUCUGCUUUCCAACUUGAAUUUGAAGCUACAGAACUACUGUACUACUACAGUGAGAUUGGAUAUGUUUACAAUACAGAUUGUUAUAUCUCUCACUUGUAUAAGAAGCCAGUUGAUGUGUGUCCGUCUGACCAUAAUUUCAUUUUGUUUAAUAUUCCAAUUCCUCACUCAUCCCCCAAACAAACCCAGGCUCCCCCUCUUAUACGCCCUAUAACACCUGAAACUGCUUCCCAAUUCUCAGCUGCUUUCGCUGCAUCUCCUUUAGCCACCUUUGAUGAAAGUUCUCCUCAUAGCAAUAAUCCUGAUGAGCUUCUUGCAUUUUUUAAUUGUGCUUGUACCAACAUAAUGGACUCAAUUGCUCCUUUAAAAUGUAGACGGCAAAAAUUUAAAACUCAGCCUUGGCUAAAUAAGGUCACUCGUGCCAUCAGGCAGGAAUGCAGGAAAGCAGAACGAAAAUGGAAGAAAGAUAAGCUCCACGUUUCUUAUCAAGUGUUUAGAGAUUGCUUAAAUAACUAUCAGCGCACCAUCAAGGUAGAAAGAGCAAAUUAUUUCUCCAUGAUUAUUAACAAGAAGUCUGGUAAUCCUAAAGUUCUAUUCAAUACAAUCAACUCUGUCCUGCAUCCCACCACAUCAGUCAUAUCUGAGACUGCCCCACACACGUCUGAGGAUUUUCAAAAAUUCUUUACUGAAAAAAUUAAUGAUAUCCGAGCACAUAUCCUGCUCCUAUCCCAAGACCCCUCUGAACCACCUACAUGUUCAUUCCUUUUUUCAGAAUUUAAACCGGUUUCAUUAUCCCAUCUCACUGAUAUAAUAAUGCACAUGAAACCAACUACGUGCCCCUUGGAUAUGUUACCUACACCAUUUCUCAGAGAUGUGCUGAAGACAGUCGGCCCCAACAUCCUUGCUAUUGUAAAUGGCAGUAUCUCAUAUGGAACUGUUCCUGACUUGUUUAAACAAGCUGUUGUCCAGCCGCUUCUAAAAAACCUGGUUUAGAUCCGUCAGUCCUUGGCAAUUUUAGACCAAUCUCUAAGCUGCCUUUUCUGUCUAAGGUUCUUGAGAAGAUUGUCCUCCACCAAUUAUCCUCAUUCUUAGACACGCAUAAUAUUCUGGACAAAUAUCAGUCUGGUUUCAGGGCCUUCCACAGCACAGAGUCUGCUCUACUGAAGGUGUUCAAUGAUGUGCUUCUAGCUGCUGAUUCUGGAAAAAGUACAGUUUUAAUCCUUUUAGACCUGAGCGCAGCAUUUGACACUGUCGACCACACAAUCCUAUUAAACCGUCUAAAGACAUGUGUCGGCAUUCAAGGCUCUGCUCUAAAAUGGUUUGCCUCUUACCUAGAGAGCAGAACUUAUUCUGUGAUGCUGGGUAACAAAUACUCUUCCCCAGCUACACUCACUUGUGGAAUACCUCAGGGCUCUAUUCUGGGCCCGGUCUUAUUCUCCUUAUACAUGCUCCCAUUAGGCUCCAUUUUUCAGAAACACCAGAUCUCUUACCACUCUUAUGCAGACGAUACACAGUUCUACCUCUCUCUAAAACCAGGUGCUGAUAGUACACUGCAGAAAGUCUCAGAGUGUCUUAGGAACAUACAUUGCUGGAUGUCUCUGAACCUUCUCAAACUAAAUCAUGACAAUGACCGAUAUUAUAAUCUUCGGUAAGCAGGACUCUAUUAGUCUCAUAAGAAACAAUUUGGGCCCAUUAUCAGCUAAUGUACAUCCCCAUGUAAAAAAUCUUGGUUUCAUUUUUGAUUCCACUCUCAAGCUGGACAAGCAAAUAAAUUCAGUUGUUCGUGGCAGUUUUUUCCAACUCAGGAGCAUUUCUAAACUCAAAAAUAUCCUGUCAUCUAAAGACCUGGAAACUGUUAUCCAUGCUUUCAUAUCGUCACGUCUUGACUAUUGUAACUCUCUCUGUUUAGGCAUUUGUCACUCAAGCCUGUCACGCCUGCAACUUGUUCAAAAUGCAGCCGCAAGGCUCCUGACGGGUACUAGAAAGAGAGAGAAUAUUACUCCAGUACUCGCAUCUCUACAUUGGCUACCAGUUAAACAUAGAAUCAAUUUUAAGGUUUUACUAUUUGUUUUUAAAGCUCUCCAUGGUUUGGCUCCAGGUUACAUUUCAGAUCUUCUUAGCCUGCACUUACCCACUCGAUCUCUGCGCUCCUCCAGUCAGAUGGUUUUAUCAGUUCCACGCUCCCAGCUCAAAUCUAGAGGUGACAGGGCUUUCUCCAUUGCUGCCCCGAGACUCUGGAAUAGUCUUCCCCCCUUCAUAAAAUUCUCUUCAUCCUUGGAAGUCUUUAAAUCGAAUCUCAAGACCUACUUGUUUUCCAAGGCUUUCGGAUCUCUUUGAUAUCCUUUGAUAUCCUUUUUUAUUCUGUCUAUUUGGUCUCUUAUUUUAUUGGAUGGUGUUGUAUGUGUAUAUACGUUAUGUUCACAUAUGUGUGCUUAUGUGUGAAUGCGUACAGUUUUUGUAUAUGUAUGUGCAUAUUUGCAUGUACAUUAUAUGCUAUAUACUCUUACUUGUCUUACAAUUUGUUUUUUAAAAUGUUUUCUUUCUAUUUUAAUUCUUUUAUUAUAUUAUCCCUCUGUUCAGCACUUUGGCCAACACUUGAUGUCUUUUAAAUGUGCUAUAUAAAUAAAGAUGACUUGAGUUGACUUGACAAAUAUGACAGAAAGCAGCCUAAUAGCCUGAGAAAAAAAAACUAAAAAAGAAUAAUGUUGGAUUAUAAUUUGUGUAAAUCCAUUAAUGCAUGGAUAGAAUUAUUUGUGUUCAGGAAAUAAAAAAAAUACUGAACAUUGCUUUGAGGAGCACCGGCAGCAGAUUUUGGAUAAUUGUUGAUGUUUUGUUUUUGUUUUUUUUAAUCAGAUUUUGUUUUUUACAUAAAGAAGUGACGCUAUCUAUAUAAUCCACUCAACUACCAACACCCAGUAACAGUUGACACUGAUCUCAACUGAUAAGAGCUGCAAGUUGGCAGUUUAAUAGUCCUCAAAUGGCACCUACAAGACUUUCUUUCUUACACCUGUAUGUUCAUUGUACUCACAUAUAGCAACCAUGGGCAACAAACCUUCAGUAAAUCAGGAGCUAAACACAGAAAAGACGACUAUCUUUCAAUCCCAGGAAGGAGUAGUAUACAGGAUUCCUGCACUUUUCUAUCACGCAGAGGAAAAAGUCUUUCUGGCCUUUGCAGAAAAGCGAAGGGCGAAAGAUGAUCACACCUCAGAGGCACUGGCCAUGAAAACGGGAACAGUAAACAACGAUCAAACCACUAAUGAACUGAUAGUCACGUGGUCCGAUCUGAAACUGGUGAAGGAGGCACAUCUGGAAGGACAUCGUCCGAUGAACCCCUGCCCGGUGUAUGACAAGACCAAUAAAAAACUUUUCCUGUUCUUCGUUUGCGUUAAAGGUAUAGUGUCAGAGUGUUGGCAGAGGUUCUGGGGCUGCAAUAACACCCGUCUCUGCUAUAUUACAUCCACUGAUGCUGGUAAAACGUGGAGCCAAGUGACUGACUUGACUGAUGCACUGGCCGAAGUUAAACAAUGGGCCACAUUUGCUGUUGGGCCAGGCCAUGGUAUUCAAGGACAGAGUGAUAGAUUAAUUGUUCCAGUUUAUGGUUAUGUUUCUUGCUCCAACUCAUUUUGUUGUAUAAUGUGUUAUUGUGCUGUCUCACGUGCACUCUGCCUUUACAGUGAUGACAAGGGUGUUACUUGGCAAUUUGGCAACCUGCUUGAAAAAGAAUCAGGUGAAUGUGAAAUGGCAGAGAUUUGCGAUGACAAAGGCAACAGGUCCAUCUACUGCAAUGCCCGAAGUGCUGAAGGCCAUCGUGUUGAAGCUGUCAGUGCUGAUAAUGGUGAGGAUUUUGGUAUUCUGCCAAAUGGCACACUAGUGGAAACAGGCAGUGGAUGUCAGGGAAGUGUGGUGUCCUUUCCAAUUCAAAACGAAGGUAUAAAAAGAAAGGCGGAGCAAAGUCAGGACCCCAGAUGGCUACUUUUUUCACACCCAAAUGAUAAGGGCGAAAGAAAGGAUCUAGGAGUGUAUCUGAACAAAUCUCCACAUGAGCCAAAAAACUGGAGCUCACCCUGGAUCAUCAACAAAGGUCCCAGUGGUUACUCAGACCUGGUUUACAUUGGGGAUGGGAUGUUUGCAUGUUUAAUGGAGCGUGGGGAUAACAGUGAAAUUGAACAGAUAGCUUUCUCAAUUUUUAGCUACAAUGAAGUCAAGAAGGGUACUGAAGAGUAAAUACAUUUACUCAAUAUGCUGUCUUUGUCAGGGGCUGAGCUGUGUGACGGCCAUUAUGGUUUCACGCACACAAACAGAUGUGACUGUGGCGCUGUUGUACAUGUUGGGGCUUCUUUUUUUAAUUGUGUCUCCAAAUUGUCUCUCGCGUAUGGCAGGUAAUUUUUGUUUAAUCCAGGAAAUACUAUAACUCUGAAAUUGUAUAUCAUUAUACUGAGUCUUUGUGUUAGUAUUUUAUGUCCAGUAUCCAUUCAUGAGAUAAGUCACAGCUAUUUCACUUUAUAAGGGUGCUGUGUUAUUUUGAUGAUUUGAUUUUAAUUGAUUUUAAUGGUAAUAACAUAGAAACUCGUGACUGAUAUAAAUACUUAGGACUCUGGCUGGAUGCUAGACUCACUUUUAAAAACCACAUGGAACACCUUUCAAGAAAAUUAAAGAUGAAGAUUUUUAUAUAGAAACUAAUUUUUGUUUGUCAUUCACAAGUUGUAAGAUCAUAUUACAGACCAGAUUUUGUCUGCAUUUGGUUAUUGUAGUACCGUUUAUGUGAAUGCUGAAGCCUCUUCAUUUUGUGUAUCGUGAUUAAUCACAGGUGAUUGUUUUCUUACUUACAUGUAUCUUAUAUGAAAAAGUGGGAUGGUGCUCCCUAGCAAAACGAAGACAGCAGCAUUGUAUUAUGUUUAUUUACAAGGGUCUGACUGUAGGCCUAAUUUUGACUUCAGUUUAUUUUAGUUAUAAUAAACAUGACAAUUUUAUGAAAUGAUACUGUACUCAUGAAAUUCUAUACAUAUUAAAUAUAUUUUACCCUAAACAGAAA
Oreochromis niloticus (Nile tilapia) is the source of this 5096-nucleotide messenger RNA. RefSeq names its product sialidase-3 (gene neu3b). The record is from RefSeq and is a predicted model, not a curated record. Gene Ontology annotation, biological process: ganglioside catabolic process; oligosaccharide catabolic process. NCBI's taxonomy places the organism in Eukaryota, Metazoa, Chordata, Actinopteri, Cichliformes, Cichlidae. The transcript has 2 exons. Gene Ontology annotation, molecular function: exo-alpha-sialidase activity. Gene Ontology annotation, cellular component: cytoplasm; intracellular membrane-bounded organelle; membrane. The coding region runs from base 3104 to 4288 and encodes 394 amino acids.